Mytilus trossulus (common blue mussel) is the source of this 4167-nucleotide messenger RNA. Its product is annotated as fibropellin-1-like. Gene Ontology annotation, molecular function: calcium ion binding; Notch binding. NCBI's taxonomy places the organism in Eukaryota, Metazoa, Mollusca, Bivalvia, Mytilida, Mytilidae. Gene Ontology annotation, biological process: Notch signaling pathway. The record is from RefSeq and is a predicted model, not a curated record. The coding region runs from base 1 to 4167 and encodes 1388 amino acids. The transcript has 3 exons.
AUGAAAAUUAUAUUUAUUGUAGGUUACAAAUACAGAUAUCAGCAAGCUGCAGCAAAGACGUCUACCGUUUAUGUUUUAGGAUUAACUGGAAAGAAUUGUGACAAUUGUUCACCAAAUCCUUGCAAUAAUGGGACUUGUACAAGAACGCCAAAUGGAUACGACUGUCACUGUUUAGCAGGAUUCACAGGUAAAAACUGUUCAACAAAUAUCGACGAUUGUGCUUCUAACCCGUGUCAUACAGGAACUUGUAGUGAUUUAGUAAAUAAAUUCAUAUGCACAUGUCCGCCAGGAUUCAACGGGACUCGGUGUGAGAAUUCCGUAAGUAAUUGCGCACGGAAUCCGUGUAAUGGUCAUGGAAAAUGCAUCGAUUUGGGAUCUAACUUUAAUUGUACUUGCAAUGCAGGAUACAGUGGUGAAAAAUGUGAGACUGAUAUAAAUGAAUGUAAUUCUAAUCCAUGUCUUCACGGGUCGACAUGUAUUGAUCAGUCAAACUCUUACAAAUGUGCUUGUACCUCGGGUUUCAGCGGAAAACAUUGCGAAAAUAAUAUCAACGAAUGUGGGUCACAUCCAUGUCAAAACGGUGCUACGUGUACAGAUCUUAUUAACGGUUACAAAUGUGUGUGCCCGUCUGGUUUUAACGGGACAAACUGCAAGAUAAACAUCGACGAUUGCAAUCCUAAUCCAUGCAAACAUCAAGCUACUUGCAAUGAUGAUAUUAAUGACUAUUCAUGCACGUGUAAACCUGGAUAUUCUGAUAAAAAUUGUUCUACCAAUAUCAACGAGUGUUCCUCCAAUCCAUGCCAAAACUCUGGAACUUGUAAAGAUGGUGUAAAUAGUUAUACAUGCAUCUGCAAACCAGGUUAUACUGGGAAAAUGUGUGAAAUUAAUAUAAAUGAAUGUCAAUCGAAUCCUUGUAAAAAUGGAUUAUGCCAUGAUCUUGUAAAUGGAUAUAACUGCACUUGCAAUGCAGGUUAUACAGGUAGAACAUGUUCUGUAAACAUUGAUGAUUGUACACCUCAACCGUGUAAAAAUGGAGCCACUUGUAUUGAUGGUGUACAUGACUAUUCAUGCACAUGUUUAAAAGGUUUUACUGGAAAGCAAUGCUCGACAGAUAUUAAUGAAUGUGCAUCAAAUCCAUGUCAGAAUAAAGGAACCUGUAUAGAUCGAAUAGGGGGUUAUAAAUGUACAUGUCCAACAGGAUUUAGUGGUCGAAACUGUGAAAUAAAUGUUGACAAUUGUUCUCCAAACCCGUGUAAGAACUCUGGCACGUGUAAAGAUGGAGUCAACAAUUAUACAUGUUCCUGCUUAGCUGGCUUCACUGGUCACCACUGUGAAAUAGAUAUCAACAAUUGUUCUCCAAACCCGUGUAAGAACUCUGCCACGUGUAAAGAUAGAGUCAACAAUUAUACAUGUUCCUGCUUAGCUGGCUUCACUGGUCGAAACUGUGAAAUAAAUAUCAACAACUGUUCUCCAAACCCAUGCAAAAACUCUGGAACUUGUAAAGAUGGUGUUAACAAUUAUACAUGUUCCUGCUUAGCUGGCUUCACUGGUCGAAACUGUGAAAUAAAUAUAAACAAUUGUUCUCCAAACCCGUGUAAGAACUCUGGCACGUGUAAAGAUGGAGUCAACAAUUAUACAUGUUCCUGCUUAGCUGGCUUCACUGGUCACAACUGUGAAAUAAAUAUAAACAAUUGUUCUCCAAACCCGUGUAAGAACUCUGCCACGUGUAAAGAUGGAGUCAACAAUUAUACAUGUUCCUGCUUAGCUGGCUUCACUGGUCGAAACUGUGAAAUAGAUAUCAACAAUUGUUCUCCAAACCCGUGUAAGAACUCUGGCACGUGUAAAGAUGGAGUCAACAAUUAUACAUGUUCCUGUUUAGCUGGCUUCACUGGUCGAAACUGUGAAAUAAAUAUCAACAACUGUUCUCCAAACCCAUGCAAAAACUCUGGAACUUGUAAAGAUGGUGUAAACAAUUAUACAUGUUCCUGCUUAGCUGGCUUCACUGGUCACCACUGUGAAAUAAAUAUCAACAAUUGUUCUCCAAACCCGUGUAAGAACUCUGGCACGUGUAAAGAUGGAGUCAACAAUUAUACAUGUUCCUGCUUAGCUGGCUUCACUGGUCACCACUGUGAAAUAAAUAUAAACAAUUGUUCUCCAAACCCGUGUAAGAACUCUGGCACGUGUAAAGAUGGUGUUAACAAUUAUACCUGUUCCUGCUUAGCUGGCUUCACUGGUCGAAACUGUGAAAUAAAUGUAGACAAUUGUUCCCCAAACCCGUGUAAGAACUCUGGCACGUGUCAAGAUGGUGUUAACAAAUAUACUUGUUCGUGCGUGAAAGGAUUCACUGGUAACGAUUGUGAAAUCAAUAUUGACGAUUGUAAAGAUAGUCCGUGCAAACAUGGUUCAUGUGUAGACCAAGUAAAUGGAUAUACUUGUGCCUGUACGUCUGGUUAUAGCGGAAAAUAUUGUCAACAAAAUAUUGACGAAUGUAUCAGUAAUCCUUGCCACAAUGGAACAUGCACUGAUCAACUGAACGGAUAUUUGUGUUUAUGUGUUCCUGGUUACACUGGAAGAAAUUGUGAAACAGAUGUUGAUGAAUGUCAGAGUAACCCUUGCGAUCAUGGUAACUGUGUUGAUUUAGUAAAUAGCUAUCAGUGUUUAUGCAGUCCUGGUUACUCUGGUGUAAACUGUAAAACUGACAUAGAUGAGUGUUUAAGUAAUCCUUGUAACAAUGGUGUCUGUAAAAAUUUAGAAAAUUCAUUCCACUGUGAUUGUAACCAAGGUUACACUGGUGUUCACUGCGAAAUAAACAUUGACGAAUGUAAAAGUAGUCCAUGUCACAAUGGAACAUGCAAGGAUGAAAUCAAUGGGGUUUCAUGUACAUGUCAGAAAGGAUUUACGGGGAGGUUAUGUGAAACUAAUAUCAAUGAAUGCGCAUCGAAUCCUUGUAAAUAUAAUAGCAGUUGUAAGGACAAAACAAAUGAUUAUCAAUGUUUGUGUCAAAGUGGAUACAUAGGAAAGAACUGUGAUAUUUUGGAACCGACACCAACAACAAAACGUUCUACUCCGUCUACUACAACUCUACCUACAACUAAUCCUACAACAACUAAACAUACAACUCUACCUACAACAACGAAACAUACUACUCCUCAUACAACAACGAAAACUACUACUCUACUUACAACAACGAAACCUAUUACGCGUUCUACAACAAAGAAACCAACUACUCGUCCUUCAAUCAGGAAACCUACUACUCGUCCUACAACACCGAAACCUACUUCUCUGCCUACAACACCGAAACCUACUUCUCUACCUACAACAAUGAAACCUACUACUCAUCCUACAACAACGAAACCUACUACUCAUUCUACAACACCGAAACCUACUUCUCUACCUACAACACCGAAACCUACUUCUCUACCUACAACAAUGAAACCUACAACUCAUUCUACAACAACGAAACCUACUACUCAUCCUACAACAACGAAACCUACUACUCAUUCUACAAAAGCGAAACCUACUACUCAUCCUACAACAACGAAACCUACUACUCAUUCUACAAAAGCGAAACCUACUACUCAUCCUACAACAACGAAACCUACUACUCAUUCUACAAAAGCGAAACCUACUACUCAUUCUACAAAAGCGAAACCUACUACUCAUCCUACAACAACGAAACCUACUACUCAUUCUACAACAACGAAACCUACUACUCAUUCUACAACAACGAAACCUACUACUCAUUCUACAACAACUAAACAAACUACUCAGUCUAUAACAAUCAAACCUACUAAUCCGUCUACAACAACUAAACCUACUAUUCAUCCUACAACAACGAAAUCUACUACUCUUCCUACAAAAGCGAAACCUACUACUCAUUCUACAACAACUAAACCUACUACUCAUCCUACAACAAUGAAACCUAAUAGUCCGUCUUCAACAACGAAACCUACUUCUCCGUCUUCAACAGUGAAACCUACUCAUCCGCCUACAACAGUGAAACUUGAUACUUUGCCUACAACAGUGAAACAUGCAACACCGCCUACAACUACAAAUUCUACUAUUUCGUCUACGAAUACGAUACCUUCUAAUCCGCUAACAUCACUUCAAAGUACUACUCCGCAAGCAACGAAGAAAACCUCAACUGUGACGUCACAAUAUCUGUGA